UAUAUCAUCCCUAGCCGUAGCAGGAGUCCUAUUUCUUCCUUCAGGAGGCGCGGGUACUUGCUGGUCUUCCUCAACGGCGGGAAAACACGAAAUGAAGAUUCAGUGCGGGUUGGUCACUUUCCUCCCGCCCGCCAUUACUGCAGUGUUGCCAAGUCUCGAGGCAGAGGUACAAUUUUUCUCAUUUUCUUUUCCUCCUUCCUUCUUUCCUUAUUCUUUUCUGUUUCUUCAUUCUUUCAUUCUCUUCCUCCUUCCCUUCUCUUCCUUCUUUCCUUCGUUGUUUCUUCAUUCUUUCAUUCUCUUCCUUCUUCCCUUCUUUCCUUCGUUGUUUCUUCAUUCUUUCAUUCUCUUCCUUCUUCCCUUCUUUCCUUCGUUGUUUCUUCAUUCUUUCAUUCUCUUCCUUCUUCCCUUCUUUCCUUCGUUGUUUCUUCAUUCUUUCAUUCUCUCUCUCCUUCCCUUUUCUUUCUUCUUUCCUUCCUUGUUUCUUUAUCAUUUCAUUCUUUCUUCUUUCUUUCCUUGUUUCUUCAUUAUUUCCUUUUCUUUCUUCAUUCUUUCAUUCUCUUCUUCCUUCCCUUCUCUUUCUUAUUUCCUUGUUUCUUCAUUCUUUCAUUCUUCUCUUGUUUCUUCAUUAUUUCCUUGUUUCUUCAUUCCUUCAUUCUCUUCCUCCUUUCCUUCGUUUCUUCUUCCCUUUUCUUCCUUCUUUUGCUCCUCUCUUCUUUCUUGUUCCUCCCUUUUUCUUUUUCCUCUCUCUUCCUCACUUCUGUUCCUCCCUUCUUUCUUCUGGCUCUUCCGUCUUCCCUUCUCUCCUUCUCUUCCUCCCUUCUUUCUUCUGUUCCUCCCUUCUUCCAUUCUGUUUUCUUUUCCUCCCUUUCUUCCUUUUCUUCCUCCUCCCUUCUCUCCUUCUCUUCCUCCCUUCUUUCUUCUGUUCCUCCCUUCUUUCUUCUGUUCCUUCUUCCAUUCUGUUUUCUUUUCCUCCCUUUCUUCCUUCUCUUCCUCCUCCCUUCUUUCUUCUGUUCAUCCCUUCUUCCCUUCUGUUUUCCUCUUCUUCCCUUCUUUCUCCCGUUCCUCUCUUCUUCCCUUCACCUCCUCCCUUCUUUCUUCUGUUUCUCCCUUCCUCCCUUCUGUUUUCCUCUUCUUCCUCCCUUUCUUCCUUAUCUUCUUCCCUUCUUUCUCCUGUUUCUCUCUUCUUCCGUUCACCUCCUCCCUUCCUCCCUUCUUAUCCUUAACACUGAAGGUAGAAUGGAAAGUACUCUAAUAUCUCUCCAUCAGCCUUUAAUUCGACAUGAUAAACCCAAACACAGUAACAGUUGUAAGCUAAUGUGGUACCAUAACACAAAUAGCCAUAAAUAGAUUGAACAUAUAAGUGACUCAUAAACAUACGGAAAGGGAUUAGGAAAGGGAGGGAGGUGUGUGUGUGCGAGUGUGUGUGGGGGGGGUUUGAUAUGUUAUUUAAAGGGACAGGAUUGAGACACUGACUUGAGGUUACUGAGAUGACUUUAUUAGAAAACAUAACCAACUAAAUAAAACUACAAACAUUAUGAGAUUAGGUUCGGAAUAUACUAUAACUAUGGUGAGGUUAGAUCGGACUGAACAGGCAUGGUCAGUCACAUAAUCAAAAGUAGGUUAAAUAUAUAUAAAGCAAGUACGACUAAAGAUUAGGUUAAAUAACGUGAUGGAAAUGCUCGACUAUGACAUGACUCAAAGCUAAAUACAGUAAACCCUUGAUAUAAUGGACUAAUUGGGGGGGAAAACUUAGUCCGUUAAUGCCGAAAGUCCAUUAUAAGCAGCGGAAAUUUAAAAAUACAUAUAAUAAUACCAACGAACCUAAUAAACAUAAGUACAGUACAGUCAUCCCUCACAUAGAACGGUUUCCAAUAGUUCGGUUUUGGUUUUAUGUGGAUUUUCUAAGAAGAUUUUUUAGGAUUUUAAAAUUUCACGACGAGCAGGAAAUUUAAAAAUCCUAAAAGAUCUUCCGUGACAAUCCGUAUAAAACUGAAACCGAACUAUUGGAAACCGUACUAUUUGAGGGAUGACUGUAUAUAGUUUUUUUACUGUCCGUUAUAUCCGAAAUCCGUUAUAAGCGGGUCCAUUGUAUCGAGGGUUAACUGUAUUAAUGAAUGACUGAAGAGGCAAAAACAUAACCAAAGGAAAUGAUGUGAUGAAGUUGAUGACAUAUGGUGGGCAGUGUUCCGUCAGUCGCUGGGAUAAUACACCAUAACAAGACUGGGUGAAUGAUAUGCUACAAUGAAAAUGACAACACUCAACCAUAUCAUGAAAUUCAGACAUAUGUAAAACCCAAUAUAUAAUGCAUUUGUAUGAUGAAAUAUAAUAUGACUUGUAUGGGUUUAUAUAUGAUGGCACAAAGGGUAAGUGAGUUAUGAAGCUAUGAAAAGUGAAUGAGAAAUAAACGGAAUCUGAACCUAGAAACAUGACAGGGGAAAAUAAGUUGAAACUGGGAAAAAAAAAUUAACCAAAGACGGGAAAGAAAACUGAGAACAAAAGAAACAUAAAUAAAAAAAUGCUGAAUGAAAGACAAGAAAACAAGAAGUGGGAUAAAAGAAAAAGAAAACUUGAAAACUAAACAUAAAAAAAAAUAAUCAGUACACAAAUAGACCAAAAAAAAUAAUAAUGAGAAAUAAAGAGAUUGAAUAAAAAAAAAUUAGUGUGUGUAAAGAUUAAAAAAGAAAACUUGAAAACUAAACAUCAAAAAAUAAUCUAAAAAAACCCAUAAAAAAACAAGAAAUAAAGAGAAACAAGAGGAAGAAUAUG
Molecule: messenger RNA, 2766 nt
Organism: Eriocheir sinensis (Chinese mitten crab)
Lineage: Eukaryota; Metazoa; Arthropoda; Malacostraca; Decapoda; Varunidae
Exons: 2
Coding region: 92-1252 (386 amino acids)
Source: RefSeq, a predicted model, not a curated record